Molecule: messenger RNA, 1252 nt
Organism: Electrophorus electricus (electric eel)
Lineage: Eukaryota; Metazoa; Chordata; Actinopteri; Gymnotiformes; Gymnotidae
Product: myosin light polypeptide 6
Cellular component (GO): myosin II complex
Molecular function (GO): structural constituent of muscle; calcium ion binding
Source: RefSeq, a predicted model, not a curated record
AGAUAGAAACAAAGCAAGCAGUAGACAGAAAGGAACAAGGUACGUAUGUGCAGUUAUUAAAGAUGGCACCGAAAAAAGAACCAUCGAUUAAAAAGUCCCCGUCGGGUGGAACGUUACCAAGACAUGGACCUCCAUUCCCUUGUCCUACUAUGGCACCUGCGAUACCAAAGCCAACCCCAGAGCUCAAGCCUCGGCUACUGCGCCCAUCUGACACUCCCUUUGACCCCAGCACGCUGGAGAUUGAGUUUAACUUGGAUCAGAUACAUGACUUCAAAGAGGCCUUCCUCCUGUUUGACCGGAUGGGAGAUGGAAAGAUCACCUAUGGUCAGUGUGGUGACGUGAUGCGUGCCCUGGGCCAGAACCCAGUCAAUGCUGAGGUGCUCAAGGUUCUAGGAAACCCAAAGGCAGAGGAGAUGAACCACAAAUUGCUGGACUUUGAGCAGUUCCUGCCCAUGCUCCAGGCCAUUGCCAAGAACAAGGAUCAGGGCUCCUUUGAGGACUUUGUGGAAGGGCUACGGGUCUUUGACAAGGAGGGCAACGGCACAGUCAUGGGAGCUGAGCUGCGUCAUGUUCUUACCACGCUGGGAGAGAAGAUGACGGAAGAUGAGGUAGAAACACUUCUGGCCGGGCACGAGGAUGCUAAUGGCUGCAUCAAUUAUGAAGAACUCGUGCGGAUGGUCAUGAACGGUUGAAGAAGAAGGAAAGCAUUCCCAUUUGUGCACGUGCACGUGUGUGUGCACGUGCAUGUAUGUUUUAUGUGACACAUUUUGUUUUUAUUCCUUUUUUCCAUCCUUAUCACUGCUCCUCUUUUGCCGACGUGCUUCAGUCUCCCUACCACCCGCCUCUUUAUUUGCACGCAUUUGUUUUUUUUAUUUUCAGAAGUGCCUUUAUCUUCCCCAGUUAAGAUCCCACGUGACCCUCCUCACUAGUCUCCACACUGUCCAGUGGUGUUCACACCCCACAGCUGCACGGAGGGGAGCUUUUGUGUCCCGACACUGUUUGCAAUAAAGCCUCUCGACGCAGCACGCAGUCAUGCUGUAACAUGGGCUUGAAUGCAAUAAUCCUCAGGCUCUUCAUUGGUGGACAGUGCUUUAGCAGGACUGUUGCAGCUUUAGCCGACUCUGAAGACAAAAAAGGACCAUUUUAUGUGUAAAACCAUAACAUAGCUAAACAAUGUUUUCAAAGUGAACUACACUUCAUUUUUUUCUUUGGGUGUGGAUGAACCUCGAAAUAAAAUCCAUUUCAAAAUGAA